AGACUGAGCAGGAGGAAGUGGGGACGGACUAGUUGAGCUGCACCGGAGGCCGAGGGGCGAGGGGUCUCAAGUGACCCCUGGGAAACUCCGGUGUGCGGGAAGGAGCCGAGCGUCUACAUGAAAGAAGGGACCUGCUCGGAAGUUCGCCCCUACCUGAGCCGGGAGCUCCAGCUGCGGGCUCCGCUGCACUUCCCCCGCGUGCUGGCUCCCGUGGCCGCGUCUACGCACGACCCGCGAGGAUCCGGAUGGCCGUGAGGUGGACUUGGGCAGGCAAGAGCUGCCUGCUGCUGGCGCUUUUAACACUGGCGUAUAUCUUGGUGGAGCUCUCAGUCUCCACUUUGUAUGCCUCUCCCGGAGCCGGCCAUGCCAGGGAGCUGGGGCCAAGGCGCCUCUCAGACCUUGAGACCAGGGAAGAGGAUUUGUCUCAGCCUCUUUAUAUAAAGCCCCCUGCAAAUUCCCGUGCUCUUGGGGAAUGGGGGAGAGCAAGCAAACUCCAGCUCAACGAGGGCGAACUAAAGCAGCAAGAAGAACUCAUUGAGAGAUAUGCUAUCAACAUUUACCUCAGUGACAGGAUCUCUCUGCACCGCCACAUAGAGGAUAAAAGAAUGCCUGAGUGUAAAGCCAAGAAAUUCCAGUACAGGUCGCUUCCCACCACCUCCGUCAUCAUCGCCUUCUAUAACGAGGCCUGGUCCACUCUGCUUCGAACCAUCCACAGCGUUUUAGAGACUUCUCCUGCGGUGCUUUUGAAGGAGAUCAUCUUGGUCGAUGACUUGAGUGACAGAGUUUAUUUGAAGGCGCAGCUUGAAGCUUAUAUCAGCAAUCUCGAUAGAGUUCGCUUAAUUAGAACCAAUAAGAGAGAGGGCCUAGUCCGGGCCCGCCUGAUUGGGGCCACUUUUGCCACCGGGGAUGUCCUCACUUUCCUGGAUUGUCACUGUGAGUGUAACUCUGGUUGGCUGGAACCACUUUUGGAAAGGAUUAGUAGUGAUGAAACAGCAAUUGUAUGUCCUGUUAUCGAUACUAUUGAUUGGAAUACUUUUGAAUUCUACAUGCAGACUGGGGAGCCCAUGAUUGGUGGGUUUGACUGGCGUUUAACAUUCCAGUGGCAUUCUGUCCCCAAACAUGAAAGGGACCGGCGGACAUCAAGAAUCGACCCCAUCAGGUCACCCACCAUGGCAGGAGGACUGUUUGCUGUCAGCAAGAAGUAUUUUCAGUACCUGGGAACUUAUGACACUGGGAUGGAAGUUUGGGGAGGCGAAAAUCUUGAGCUGUCUUUCCGGGUUUGGCAGUGUGGUGGCAAACUGGAGAUCCACCCAUGUUCCCACGUGGGCCACGUGUUUCCCAAGCGGGCGCCAUAUGCUCGCCCCAAUUUCCUACAGAAUACCGCUAGGGCAGCCGAAGUAUGGAUGGAUGAAUACAAAGAGCAUUUCUAUAACCGAAACCCACCGGCAAGGAAAGAGGCCUACGGUGAUAUUUCCGAAAGGAGGCUGCUGAGGGAACGGCUGAAAUGUAAGAGCUUCGACUGGUAUUUGAAAAACGUGUUUUCCAACUUGCAUGUCCCCGAGGAUAGACCUGGCUGGCACGGAGCUGUCCGUAGUAUAGGCAUCUCUAAUGAGUGUUUAGAUUAUAACGCUCCUGACAACAACCCCACAGGUGCUAACCUUUCAUUGUUUGGAUGUCACGGUCAAGGAGGCAAUCAAUUCUUUGAAUACACUUCAAACAAAGAAAUCAGAUUUAAUUCUGUGACUGAAUUAUGUGCAGAGGUCCCCGAACAUAAGGAUCACGUGGGGAUGCAGAACUGUCCCAAAGAUGGGCUCCCUGUUCCAGUGAAUAUCAUUUGGCAUUUCAGAGAAGACGGGACUGUUUUUCACCCUCACACAGGACUGUGUCUCAGUGCUUACCGAACAUCUGAAGGCCGACCUAGUGUUCAGAUGAAAACGUGUAACUCCCUUGAUAAAAAUCAGAUCUGGAGGUUUGAGAAAUAGAAGAGCAGCUUCUUUUUGGGAGCUGACUGCAGCUUCUGGGAAGUCCAAGUGCCUUGGUGAUGAUUGUACUUUAUCAGAAGUCACCCUGCAGCUGUCUGUAAGAACGCUGGAAAGCCAUGGUUCAUUUGGGGAUAUCUGAAACUGGGUAUACAGAGCACUACUCAGUAUUUCAAAGUGCCUUCUUUCCUCCUGGGUUGUUUUAUUUAAAAGCCUUGUCACUAUGGUCUCCUACUUUAAAGAAAGCUGCUGUGAACUGAGAUGCACAAAACACUUAAAUGUGGGCUGUGAGUUAGCUCAGCAGUGGACUGUGCCCAGCAUGUGCAAGAGCCUGAAUCUGAUCCACAGCACCGCAAAACAUUUAAGUGUAAGACUUAAUGUUAAAGAAUGUAAAAGUCCAAGCAAAAUGGGAUAUGAUUCAUGCUGAUAGGGAAAUUUGUUGCAUGUCCUUUUUUUUUUUAAAUCACAAUGUGUGAAUGUAUAAUUAGAGCUAUUACUAUUUUGAUCACAUAGUAUUUGAAUUUCUUUUAGCCCAGCACAUUAAAUUUGAGGUCUUUUAAAAACUAAUUUUUCUUUGAGGAAAUAAACGUUGAAGAAAUGUGAUCUGGAGAAAAAGGCCUGAUGUUGAUAUAUGUUUCAUUGGAAGAGGGUAUUGAUCUGAAUGCAAGUUUGGAGAUUUUUUUUUUUUUUUUUUUUUUUUGAGAGAGAGAGAUCUUAGGCAUCCCUGGCUAGCCUUGAGCUCUUGAGUUUUGCUUCCACCUCCCAAGUACCGGGAUUACAGAUGUGUGCCACCAGAUGGUGGGGGGUCUUUUUUGACAGACAGGUAUAUCAGAAAACUAGACUCAGGUUAAAAUGAGACCAUGAGACAUUCACAUCCUGUUCUUUAUAACUGUGAGCUGUUGGGCUGAACUGACCUGCAUAGCAGUGCAUCACACCACUGGCUCUGUGAACUUAUUUGUGAAUAUAGGGCAUUUUCUGGUCGCACUUCCUUAAGUUGUGAAUGCACUAGAAUCGGAUUCAUUCAGAAUACUGAGCCUCCCUUUGUUAAUACUUUUAAAGUAAACACAAUUGAGACCUCUCUGAAGCUUGACCCCCAAAUGUGUUUACUGAAAUGUGUGAAACUGAAAGUGGGCCCAGUCGUGCAAAGAUUGUUCCACUCCCCCAAGAGUUCUCCCUAACCGGGAAAUUUGGAGGAUUUAUUUCCAGAUUGCAAGGGGGAAAACAGACAUCUUGGUAAUUGGUGAUGGCUGCCUUUAAGCUCAUGGUCAGCACCUGGCAGCUGGCGCACUCAGCAACCCUUACUGUGAAUGAACAAUAACGUCCUCACUGGGAGGAGGACGUAGGUUUAGUUUGUCUUUCUUGGGCCUCAGUUUUCCAUUCUGAAUUGCUAGAUUGCUUCUUGAGGAUCCAUUUCCAUCUACAGGCCAAUCGUAUAUCCCCCCCUGUCCUCCGUUCACCCACCGUGCGAUUUCUAGGAACACUUUUGUGUCUUUUAACGUAGCGGGCAGUGUUCAGUUUUGAAGAUGGAAAAGCAACUUUCAGACUUAGGUGAACUAAGCUCCCCUGAAGUGGUGUGUUUCUCAGUGGAUGGUAUUGUAGUUAUGGUUAUUUUAUUUUGACAAUUGUUGAACUGAUCUUGUUUUUUAAAACUUGUACACUUUCAAAGCAAUUCUUUGACUAAGAAUAUAAGUAUUUUCCAAACUAAAUUAUUUCAGAAGUAAGCAUGUUUUAAGACAUUUUUACUGGUUCCUUACUAACAUUUUUCCAGAAAUCACAGGCCAAAAAUUGGGAGUGAGUCUCAGAUUUUUGACAAAAAUGCAUGCUCUAUAGAGAAGGAGCCCACAGGAAUUCAAAAAAGAUUGUUUCAGUCUUCACUUAAGAGCUUGGAUGGAGAGAGGGAUUAUAAACUCUGAAUUUAAGUAAAUUGUUUAGGAUGACCAUUUCAAAACAUUAAAGUUUGUGUGUACUUGUGACUUUUUUUUCCUCACAGACUCUUAGAAUGAAAAUCUGUUCCUACUUCUCCAUAACUUAUUCAACAACCUUAAAGUUUAUCAAAGGCUUGUCUAGAUAAACUUGGGCAAUGCCUGACCCUGGAUUUUAUUUAAGGAGAAUAUAUAAAAAUGCUCAUUAAGAAGGAAGUUUUCCUAAGUGCACUCUUGCCUUGCCAUGUCUUCUUAAAAACUAUUUUUAAAAACUUUUUUUUGCAAAAUUUUUCUUUUUGCCUUUUUGUUCCGACCAGCCUCCCCCCCCCCAUCACAAGAGUGCAUUAAAAUGGAUGAGAUUUGGAAGUGACUACUGAGAUUACUUUUAUAUAGUAUCUUGAGUCCCCUCUCAAAACAGAGAAGAGGUUUUUAGGACUAACAUAUAUAUAUAUUAAUUCUGUGUUUACCUUUUUCUCACUGUAUGUGGUCAUGACCCACCAGUCCUCUUUAGUCUGGUAGUUUAUUUAUAUUCAGAAGAGUAAAAUUUAGAAUACUAUAUGUAAUAAAGGAAAAUAGAGUUGUGUUUUAUAUGUAGGCGUGUUCCAAUUUCAUUUGAAAAAUACACCAUAUUCUUUCACUUAUUUCCAUUUUUUGUCACUUACCUAUUUUUUCUAUUUUGUUAUAGACAUUUGGGGGCUGACCUUGUAAGCAAAUUUAUAUGUUUAAAUGUUAGGAAAAUAUUUGAUGAGCAAGGAGAUUUCCAUUUUGUUGUUUACUGACCAGUCCUGUGAAUAGAUUAUCUACAUAAGAAUCUUAGUCGUUGUUUUUAUUUUAAAAAUGAUAAUGUAGUCAUCAGAAGGAAUUCCAUAACUUUAAAUUCCUUGUUUGUAAGGGAAAGUGUGUUUAUUCAGCCAGUAGUCUGUUCUUGCCUAUGCAUCGACAUUAGCAGAUUGAAAUAUUCCGGGCAAAAGACAGAUUUCUUUUCAAGUUGUCUACUCUUAGUUAUUUCAUUGUCUCAGUUUUAAUGAAUAAAACUUAGAUUUGACUUGUCUUUUGGAAUUGCUGCUUUAACAAUAUUUUUGAAUGAGCACAAAGCCAAGGUUCAGACUUAUAUUUUUGGAACAGUGACUGUUUCUUUUUGUUAAUGGUUUUUGUAAUCUUGAUGAAGGUGUGCAAUAAAUGUAUGCCUCAUCUUUGCAAAGGGAUUCUGAUGAUUUUAGUCUAUAGAAUUAGUGUUCACAUGUACACAUUUAGGAUGUAGUAUGAUAGUUACAGAAACUAUCUAUAUAACUAAGUAAAUUGGUUUACUUACUUGAUAGUUCAGACAGAGUCUAAAAUGUCAGACUUCCUCCCUGACCAUGUAAGAGGCCGUUAACCAGGAAGGAGGCGGUGUCAGCACAGUUAUGCCUUAACUGCAGCUGGGCAAACGGAAGUGACAAGCAUCUCUGGGACCCGUUUAGUCGAUGUACAAGAAACAAGUGGUUCCCUGGGCAUGUGGGCACUUCUCCCUUCAAGAUACUUGUCCCCUCAACCAUGCAGCCUUACUCUUCCUGUGUCCGCCAGUGCAGCGUAUCGUGCAUGUGUGAUUUUUUUUUUCUUUUGAGAUGGGGUCCCAUGAAUCCCAGAUUGUUCUCAGAUUUGCUAUGCAGCCAAAGAUAACCUUGAACUUCUGAUCCUCUUUCUACCUCUUAUCAAAUGCCCUGCACACUUGUAGAUCUUCAACUGAGGCUCUUUCUUCCCAGGUGACUCCAGAUUAUGUCAAGCUGACAAAAUAAUAAUAAUAAUAAUAAUAAUGAGCAGGUGCUCACUCUCUGAGUUGACUCUUAACUUUGUAAAUCACGUGUUAUCUGUGUGUCUCAGUCUCAUGAAUAUAAAGAGGAAGAUUGAACACACUGUAUGCAGUACAUUUGUGGUUGCCAGGGCUUUAGAGAGGGAGAAACUAGAGAAUGGCUGCUAAUGGAGAAUUUUUCUUUUCCGGGUUAAAGGGAAGAAAAGUGGUGUCAUGAGAAUAUUCUGGAUUGAGUGAUUCCACUUGGUGCAAAAUACUGAAUUGUGCAGUAAAGGGUAGGGCUUAUAGUAUGUGAAUUUUAUCUCAAUUUAAAAUGUACUUGUGGACAAGAAAAGAGCCUGGGAAAUUCCAGGCUUCCCAAAGAAGAGAAUUUUUGUAAUGCAUGUGUUAACUGUGCAGCUUAGUGUUAGGAGGAAGGUAAAAAGUCAGUUUAUAUCAGUUUUUCCUAGAAAUUCUGAGAACCUACAGUCUAUCCCUUUGCCUGGAAGGUGGAGGGUACAAAAGGGGGAACAAAUGCCUUAGUCAUAUUAGCUGUGCCAUGGCAGAAUGGACAACGAGAACAUCUUUCUAAUUUCUAAUAAUAAUCAGAUACACUUUUUUGCUUCUGCUCAGCUUUAUGGCUUGCCAGGCUAGGCACGACAUGCUAGCACUUAAUAGCUAAGAGAUAUCCCUUGCGGUCUGCUCAGCGUUCUAAGUCAUUUGUUUGCAGUUCUCUAACCUGUUCCGAAGGGGAAAGGGAGGGACUGUUGACCCAAGAACCCUUUAGCUCAUGCUUCUGUGUGCAAGAUGCUAUCAUGUGCUCUAAAUAUACAUGUACAAGAGAACAAAACAGAUGUGUUUCCCCAAAUGAUAUGAAGAGUUCAUAGUCCAAUGGGAAAGACAAAUAUGAGCAAGGAAACACACAAAUCCCUGUGUAACUACUGUGAUGGAACAAAGGAACAGUCAGCACUGAGGAAAAGGAACAGGUUAGGGGUGGCAAUCAAAAUGGAGUAUGAGAGAAAGGAAUAACUGACCACAAAAGUAAUAUUUAACAGAAGCCCGAAAAAGGGACUCAGCUACCUGGAGAUAGCAGAAAGGGAGUGUACAAGAAAGGCCAAGGGCUGGAAAGACCUGCCUUAGGGAAGUGGGGAAAAGGUAAAGGGUAGAGUGUGUCACUCAGAGGGAGACCGAGAGAGAGGAGCUUGUAGAACAGGCAGCCAGAGCUAAAGUAGGAGUUGGACUGGAGGCAGUAAAAUGGCGGCUGAUGGCCCUAAGGAAGAUUUGCCACCGUCUUAGUCCCUAGAACCUAUGAUGUGGGUUUUUUAGGGGCAAAAGUGUUUUUAAAGUCAUAAUUUAUGGUCUUUCUGAGUGCUAAUUUUUUUGACAAGUGCCGUUAGAAGAAAAAUACACAGUAGCUCAUGCCUAUAAUGCAGCCUUGGAAAGGCUGAGGGAGGCCUGAGUGGGAUACAGAGUGAAAUACAGGCUCAAAAGCAAAACAAACAAGCAGACCACUCCCACCCAACCCUCCCCUAUAGCACUGUUGGAGUUAGAGGCAGGGGGAUUGGAAACCCAGGGUCGUCGUUGGCUACAUUACAUGGACUCUGUUAACCAAAUAACAAAAGCAAACAAGAAUGAUAUCCUCCAUAUUCUAGCUUGAGUAUUUAGUAUGUUCUCGUACUUUUGAUGUUUUAGUAUGUUUGAUGUGGAUUGAGGGGAUCAUUUGCCAAAGAUGCUGGUUCAACAUAUAUGGGGCAGGACCUAGAGACCUACAGGUAUAACAGACUCCUUAGGUGCCUGCUAUGGGAGGCUUGGCUUCCUGUGUACAUGAAAACUGUUGCCCUAAUAGAGGAAAUGAUGUGUUAAGAGUUUUGCUGUGAUAGAGGGCAGUGGUGAUCCGGGAUAGGUCAUUUGGUUAACAUGUAUAGGAACAUAGAUUUGAUCUCCAACAACCUGUGGCACAUGCCUGUGAUCAUUAGGGAAGCUGAGGAUUACUGAGAGUUUAGAUAUGCCUGGGCUACCCUCAGAUACCCAGUCCCCAAUUCAAACAAGUAAGUCAGAAGCAGAUAAGAGGAGGCAGACUGCAGGGAGGCGGCCACUGAAGAGGCACUGAGGGAGAGGGACUGGGACUACCCAGGGCCUUUGGAGGGACUGUUUUUUGUCAACACCUUGACCUCUGGCCUUCAGAACUGUGAAGAAUAAACUUCUGUUGUUUUAACUUUCUAA
Molecule: messenger RNA, 7892 nt
Organism: Meriones unguiculatus (Mongolian gerbil)
Lineage: Eukaryota; Metazoa; Chordata; Mammalia; Rodentia; Muridae
Gene: Galnt4
Product: polypeptide N-acetylgalactosaminyltransferase 4
Exons: 1
Coding region: 246-1982 (578 amino acids)
Cellular component (GO): Golgi apparatus
Source: RefSeq, a predicted model, not a curated record